CACUUUGCCGCGGGUUCAGUGCCGCCACUGGAACCGGGAGAUGCGGCGCAGGAGCUGUCGCUGUGUUGCCUUUUACCUGAGUCUUGUCUCUUACUGCGGUUCCUUCUGCGGCUUCGAUCAUGUUGCUACCUUCAGACGUAGCCCGGCUCGUAUUGGGUUACUUACAGCAGGAAAACCUCACUUCUACCUGCCAGACUUUUAUUUUGGAAAGUUCAAAUUUAAAAGAAUAUGCAGAACACUGUACAGAUGAAGGUUUUAUCCCAGCCUGCUUAUUGUCCUUAUUUGGAAAUAACUUGACAACAAUUUUGAAUGAAUAUGUAGCUAUGAAAGCAAAAGAGACAUCAAAUGAUGUCCCAGCAAUCAUGUCAUCUCUGUGGAAGAAGUUAGACCAUACACUUUCUCAGAUCAGGAGCAUGCAAAGUACCCCAGGGUUUGCUGCCAGUCAGAGAGCCCGAACAAGAAGUGGAAUUGCAGAAAUCAAACGGCAGAGAAGACUUGCAUCUCAAGCAGCUCCCGUCAGUUCAGAGUUGCUGACUUUACCGUAUCUUUCAGGACAGUUUACUACUUCUCCUUUGACAGCUACACAAGUUAUUCGGCCAACUGGCCAAAUUUCAGCUCCUUUGAGGUCAAAUUUUGUAGUGGUCAACCAUUCACAGUCACAAGACACAGUGACCACUGGAGAGGCUUUAAAUAUCAUUCCUGGUCCUCAGGAAAAGAAAACUCAAGCCAGUUUAAUGUCUCCUGGUAGACGCAAAAGUGAAUCUCAAAGGAAAAGUAUCACUUUGUCUGGGCCUCAUUCAACCAUACGAAAUUUCCAGGAUCCAAAUGCAUUUGCAGUAGAAAAGCAAAUGGUUAUUGAAAAUGCACGAGAAAAAAUUUUAAGCAACAAAUCUCUUCAAGAAAAGCUUGCAGAAAACAUUAAUAAAUUUUUGACUAGUGACAACAAUGUUGCUCAAGUACCUAAGCAAACAGAUAACAACCCUACUGAACCAGAGACUUCAAUUGAUGAACUCCUGGGGCUUCAGAGUGAAAUCCACAUGUCUGAAGAAGCUAUACAGGAUAUAUUGGAACAGACAGAAUCAGAUCCAGCAUUUCAGGCACUCUUUGAUCUCUUUGACUAUGGUAAAACAAAGAGUAAUAAAAAUAUAUCACAAGGCAUUUCCGGUCAGCAUAUGGAAACCAAUCCCAAUGUAAUCUUAGAAGAUGAAACUAAUCUAGCAGUUAAAGGUUCUUUUGAAACAGAAGGAUCUGGUGAUCAAUCUGGUCAGCCCUCAUUUUGUACAUCCUAUCAAAAUGAAGACACAUCAAAUGCUCUGAAGAACGGUAGCAACCAUGAUGAGCUUAGACAGGAAGCUCAGGAACCUUUUUCCCAGACAGGCUCUAGCAUGCAGAAAAAGGCCUUUAAAACAGUUGUAUCUAAUGAACAGAAGUGUAAUCUUGAUAUUACCUUUGAGUCUGUGCCUAAUUUGAAUGACUUUAACCAAAGAGUAAAUUCUGAUGCUGAAUGUAAUCAGCAUUGUGCUGAAUUAUAUACUGAUCAGAUAUCCACUGAUGCUGAAAUGGCUAUGGAAGUUGAAAAGAAUUCUUUGUCUGCAGGUGUGCCGAAUGAAUCUCAGUUACAGCCUGGUCAGUCUAAUAUACCAAUAACUUCAUUUGUUUCCCUUGGUGGUGAAAGUAACAAUGAAAACUUAAUUCUCUCUGGGAAAAAUUCUCAACUUUUAUCCCAAAACAUUCCAUUAACUGGAAAUCCAUCUAAAAAAAGUCAAUUUUGUGAAAGUUCUAAUAAUACAGGAAGACUUAAAACUAAUUUCCCUGGUUCCAAGUCACCAGAUUCUAGAGAAAUGCACCAGAGUAAAAUUGAAAUUAAUAAUGUAUUACCAGUUGCAUCACAGCAACUUUCAGAUUGCCAAGAUAAUUCUUCACUUCAAAGUAAAAUAUUACCUGUGUCUGUUGAAAGUUCAGGUUUAAAUGUAUCUGAACAAGUAGAAAUUCAUCUUGGAGGUUCAGUAUCUUCAGUUAAACAACCAUCUAAUGAUUCAUCAUCUAUUGAGUUAAAUCAUACAGAGCAUGAAACUCAACCCUCCAAGUCUGAGAAAAUUGCUUUGGAUUCACAAGAGCAUUCAGCUUCUAUAAAAGAACAUGGAGAUAGUAUUUUUCUCUCUAUAGGUGAAAAUGAUAACUGUGGGGAAGUUGCAUUGAUGCCUCCAGAAGGUAAUCCUGUAGAAGGGAGACAUUCUCUUCCCUCAGAAUCGGUGUGUUCUUCAAUGGGAGAGUCUCACCCUGAGUCCCAAAAUACUAGUGAUAAACCUGCUAGUGACAACUCAACAGAGAUAGAUGCAUCAAAUAUCGUCUCUCUCAAAAUUAUCAUCAGUGAUGAUCCAUUUGUUUCCUCAGAUACUGAACUUAAUAGUGCUGUUUCUAGUAUCAGUGGAGAAAACUUGCCCACUAUAAUUUUGUCUUCUCCUGCUAAAUCACCUGCCAAAAAUGCAGAAUUAGUUAAAUGCCUAUCUUCAGAAGAAACUGUAGGUGCUAUUACAUCUGCUGAAGGAAUAGGAGACUCAGCGUCAAUGGAACAGAGCCUUUUAGCACUCAAACCUGAAGACUCUGCAGUAAACAACACUCAGAAUGAAGACAGCAUUGGUUUUUCAGCCAGUGUUACACCAUGCGUUUCCAAGGACGGAGGAUACAUACAGCUGAUGCCAACUACAAGCACAACUUUUGGCAGUUCAAAUAACAUUCUGAUAGCUACCUGUGUGACUGAUCCAGCUGCCUUAGGAACAACUGUAAGUCAGUCUAAUGUUGUGGUGUUGCCUGGAAAUUCUGCACCUAUGACUGCUCAACCUCCACCACCUCAGUUGCAGACACCACCAAGGUCAAACAGUGUAUUUGCUGUCAACCAGGCUGUGUCACCCAACUUUUCACAAGGAUCUGCCAUCAUAAUUGCUUCUCCAGUCCAACCUGUACUCCAAGGAAUGGUGGGAAUGAUCCCUGUAUCUGUGGUUGGACAGACUGGAAGUACCUUUUCUGCUCCUCCUCGGCAGGUCCUUCAUAUGCCUUUGGCAGCACCUGUAUGCAAUAGAAGUAUCCCUCAGUUCCCCAUCCCUCCAAAAUCUCAGAAGACUCAGGGACUAAGAAACAAGCCUUGUACAGGAAAGCAGGUAAAUAAUUUGGUGGAUUCUUCGAGUCAUUUAGUUGGGUGUCAUGCACAAAGAACUGAAGUUUCUGACAAGAAUAUGGCCACAGAUCUUGGAAAAAAGUUGGAAGAAAUCACAGUUCCCUUCUCAGUAGAGAGUAUAGUUCCAAUUAGCAAACCAUUUGAAAGCCACAGACGUGUGCUCUGUUUUGAUAGCACUGCUUCUCCUGUGGCAAAUACACAGGGGACAAACCAUAAGAUGGUGUCCCAAAACAAAGAAAAGAAUGACAUUUCAUUUCCUAAUCUUGACUCCCCCAUUGUGUCCUCCACCUUAAAACCCCCUUCUAAUAAUGCUCUCAAAAGAGAGAGAGAGAAACUUCCUGUGCCUAAGAUUUUAUCUAAAUCGGAAGCUGCCAUUAGCCGACAUACCACCAUAAAGGAAACUCAGUCAGAAAAGAAAAUUUCACCAACAGAAAUUGUACUUGAAUCUUUCCAUAAAGCAACAGCUAAUAAGGAGAAUGAAUUAUGCAAUGAUGUGGAAAGGCAGAAAAAUCUAGAAACUUCAAAACUGUCUAAUGGACAGCAAAAUGGCGGUUUACGGAAUGAGAAAACUAUAACUUCACUGCAAGAACUAACCAAAAAACAAGGGACAUCCUCAAACAGUAAAAAUGUCAUUUCAGUAGGUGCAGCUGUGAAGGAUCUAAAGCAAGAACAAACCAGAUCUGCCAGUUCUUUGAUUAACCCACUAACCAAACAUACUGCAGAAAUGUUACAGGAUGUUCAGUUGCAUAGCCCAGUAAAUAGGCUCGCUGAUAGUACUGAUUCACCUGUACCCCGGACAUCUGGCUCAGGGGCAGGGGAAAAACAUAAAGAAGAACCUACAGAUGGUAUCAAGGUCCCCUCUAGUAGGCGUUUCGGUGAAGAUGGUAGCACACCCAAAGUGAUGGUCCCUCCUGUCACCCCAGACUUGCCUGCCUGCAGCCCUGCCAGUGAAACAGGGAGUGAAAACAGUGUAAACAUGGCUGCCCAUACAUUAAUGAUUCUCUCCAGAGCUGCCAUCUCUAGGACUACUACAACAACUCCUCUAAAAGACAAUACACAGCAAUUUAGAGCAUCUUCAAGGAGUACCACAAAAAAACGGAAAAUUGAGGAAUUAGAUGAGCGUGAGCGAAACUCUCGUACUGCUAAUAAAAGUCUUGCAAAUUCAUCAAUACCAAUGAAAAAGAAGAAGAUUAAGAAAAAGAAGCUACCCAGUUCAUUUCCAGCUGGAAUGGAUGUGGACAAAUUUUUGUUAUCAUUGCAUUAUGAUGAGUAAACAUUCUGAACAUAUAAGAACAGUAGCUGUUUAGAACUCAUAUCCCUUAAACUGUGAGUGUAGGGAAUGAGAUAUUGACAAAAUCGGAAAGCAUGACCUGCACUUUCAUUGUACUGAAAUUUCACUUUAAAUCAUGCUGUUUCUGAAGCAGCUUCUUAGUUUGUAAAUAGAUUGACCUGGUAUAUUUUUAUUUUGGAAAAAAACAUUUGCAGAAAUGUAAGUAAAGCCAAUCUGCAAAACUGUAUAGCUUUGACAAUUGCAUAUUGUAAAUAUUGUGUAAAUCUUGUUGAAAUAGAGGUUAAAUCAACCUAAUGUUCUUACACUGUGUUUUUUGACUUCUUAUGAUCCCUAAUUCUGAGGCUUAUUCAUCUGGAGUAGUUUCUUACUUUUGGGGGAAAAUGAUGCUUUUCCUUAAAAACUGCCUUCAGCAACUAUCCAACAAGACAUUUAAAGACAUAGCCACUAAGUGGUACAAAAGUGAUAACCACCUCAAAUGAUAAUCAAGUAACGAUUUGGGUUUUUACUAGAGUGAAUACCACCCCUUCUUAUAAUUGCAGUAAAGAUUAUAUUCCUGAAGUUUUACACUUUAACUGCUUCUGGUCGUUCUGUUCUCUUUGUUUUAAAGAGAGAAUUUUAUAAACCAGCUGAGUGUUCUGAUCUUUUGUUUAUAACUUUCAAGAUCUUUUACAGAACUUUAAGUGUUUAGACUAUUGAGCCAUAAAAAGUUUGGUUAUGUGGUAGUUGAGAUUUCUUGGUGUGUAUAUACUUUUCCCCUAAAUACUGGGGAUUUAAAGAAUUGCACUAAUUCAUAGAACUCCUUACAUAGUAGUAAACUGUGCACAUUUAAUUUAAAUCUUUUAUUCUGUGUUAAAGCUUGUGUGGAGGAUUAUCUUCUGGUGUCCUUUUAGAAAGCCAUGUCCAUCAUAAGAUGUAAAAAGAGAAAUCAUAGUUUUAUAUUUUAAUUUAGUUUCUCCUAAAAUGGGCUGUGUUAAAUAGCUAUAUCUAUGCUUAGAUACAGUGCGUUUUCUCUGUGCCCCUUAGAGUGUUAUAAAGAUUUACUCUCAAAAAGUCCUUAAGGAGAAUGAACGAGGUGCCUUCUUUGUAUUAGACUCACAUACGUCAGUCAAGUUGAAGCAUUGGUUUAAACCUUUAAAUGAGAACAGAAAUUAUAACCAGUACCUGACCAAUUGUGCCUAGAUAUUUAAGUAUUUACUUGUUCUCUUAAGUGCUUUCUGUUUGGUUAAAUAUCAUAUCAGUAUAUUAAGGUUUUUUCCUACAGGUGUAUAUACUGUUAAAGAGUCAUUUCCCUCAACCUUUUUUUUUUUUUUGUACUGGGCCUUUAAAAAACUAAAUCCAUCCUACUCUUACACAGCAUUUCUCAGUGUGGAAAUCACGUCUUAAUUGUUGGACCUUACUGCAGAAAAUUGUGUUGUAAGCAAUUUUUAUGAUGUGGCAGUGCUCUAUUCCUAAGAAACUAAUUAUCAUACCAUUAAUGUUUAUUUAACUCAAGUUGAUACUGUACUACAGUUAGGUUUGAAUAAAUAUUUUCAUUAACUUCAAAA
Molecule: messenger RNA, 6010 nt
Organism: Ceratotherium simum simum (southern white rhinoceros)
Lineage: Eukaryota; Metazoa; Chordata; Mammalia; Perissodactyla; Rhinocerotidae
Gene: NPAT
Product: nuclear protein, coactivator of histone transcription
Cellular component (GO): nucleus
Molecular function (GO): protein binding; transcription coregulator activity
Source: RefSeq, a predicted model, not a curated record